Messenger RNA from Rhipicephalus microplus (southern cattle tick), 649 nucleotides. RefSeq names its product Adrenodoxin-like protein 2, mitochondrial Ferredoxin 2 (gene Fdx2). Gene Ontology annotation, biological process: P450-containing electron transport chain. The record is from RefSeq and is a predicted model, not a curated record. Gene Ontology annotation, molecular function: electron transfer activity; 2 iron, 2 sulfur cluster binding. NCBI's taxonomy places the organism in Eukaryota, Metazoa, Arthropoda, Arachnida, Ixodida, Ixodidae. Gene Ontology annotation, cellular component: mitochondrion.
CUGCUUGCUACAUUCCACACGGUCGUCGUCGCCGUCUGCAACAAUCAGCGAGCGGCGGCCAGCCAGAGAAAAAGGUCGUGGUGCCGACUGCGGACGCGAUGUCGUACUUCCUUCGAAUAGGUGUGAAGAAAUUCGCUGUCGCACGGGUUGCGAAGAAUAGCCUAACGACUGUGCACGGCGCUAUAGCGCUCGCAUCAAGCCGGCACAUCGCCACCACGUUUCCCGCCAGGAGAAAAGAAACCUUUGACGUAACCUUCGUGCGGGAAAACGGCGACAGGAUAAACGCUGUCGGGAAAGUGGGCGACAGCCUGUUGGAUGUCAUCAUCAACAACCACCUCGACUUCGAUGGUUUCGGAGCUUGUGAAGGGACGCUGGCUUGCUCCACAUGCCACUUGAUAUUCAAACCAGAGGACUUCAAGAGGCUCAAGGAGUCCCCUUCGGAUGAGGAACUAGACAUGUUGGACCUUGCCUACGGAUUGUGUGAAACGUCUAGGCUUGGCUGCCAAGUGUACCUGACCAAAGACCUGAGUGGCAUGGAAGUCAAAGUACCUGCUGGUGUCAACGAUGCAAGGGGAACAGACACGUGACUACACAUCGGUGCUAGAUAUUGCUAGUUAUGCGUAGAAAUACAAUAUAUUUUUGCAGCAAU